UGGAUGAUAUGCGCGGAGAAGACCGCCUCGGGGUUAUAAUUCAACACCCUGCCUGUGCAUAUUGUGACUAAAAGCAGGAGUGGAAGGUCAGAGAGAGGAGAAAAAGACGCCAUCACAGCCCCCCGUAUGUCCGCUCCGUCCUCCUGAUGGACCGGCCCGCUCAGAGACCGGCAAGCCAAACCCACCAGAGUGACAGAUAUAAAGCCCCCGAGUGUGUCCUCAGAUCAGCAUCCUCCUCCUCUUCUGCCGCUGUCAGACCUGCACACUGACUCGGAUUAACCAUUGUGUUGUGUUACCAGGAGAGCAAGCAGACGGAGCAGCCAUGUCUCAUGGAUGGGGAUACGGAGCACAUAACGGACCUGAGAAAUGGGGAGAGGAUUAUCCCGUAGCUAACGGGCCGAGACAGUCUCCCAUCAACAUCGUCCCCAGAGAGGCUCAGUACGACUCGUCUCUGAAGCCUCUGAAACUCCGUUAUGACCCCUCCAACGCCAAGGGCAUCCUGAACAAUGGACACUCCUUCCAGGUGGACUUUGUGGAUGAUGAAGACAGCUCCACUCUGACUGGAGGUCCUAUUUCUGGAACGUACCGUCUGAGGCAGUUUCAUUUCCACUGGGGAGCCGGUGAUGACAGAGGCUCCGAGCACACUGUCAACGGGAUCAAGUUCCCCUGUGAGCUCCACCUGGUGCACUGGAACACUAAGUACCCGAGCUUUGGAGAGGCAGCCAGUCAGCCUGAUGGACUCGCUGUGGUCGGGGUCUUCCUCAAGAUCGGUGCUGCCAAUCCCAGACUGCAGAAAGUUCUGGAUGCCCUGGAGGCCAUUAAGUCCAAGGGAAAACAAACGACCUUUCCAAACUUUGAUGCAAAGACACUCCUUCCUGCUUCUCUGGAUUAUUGGACCUAUGACGGCUCUCUGACCACGCCCCCCCUGUUGGAGAGCGUCACCUGGAUUGUCCUCAAGGAGCCAAUCAGUGUCAGCCCUGCACAGAUGGCCAUGUUUCGUAGCCUCCUGUUCACCGGAGAAGAGGAAACUCCAUGCUGCAUGGCCGACAACUACCGCCCCCCUCAGCCUAUGAAGGGCCGUCAAGUACGCGCCUCCUUCAAAUAAACCCUGAGUAAUCGUCAAAGCUUUCCUGCCCCUUUACUAUUCCACCCCUCAUUUCUUUAACCUUAUUUUAACUCUUUUCCACAUGCAAUGUUUCCUUAGCUCAUAUGUGCCCCAUCCAUUUUACGCCUGGGAAGUGGAAUUAAAAAAAACAUCCACUUAAACUUUCUAUGACAAAGACAACCUGGAUGUAUCAUGAUUCAAAGGUCAAAAGUGAUUUUCAAGCUUUGACACUGUUGAGACACGCUGUGAAGUGAGUCUCAAUCUGAGAUGAAAUUCCUUUUUGAACAUGACAAAUAUUUGAUGGCCUUUAAGGCUCACCUCCUACCUUCAACCAUACAAAUCAAUGCUCGCUCACUCUCUUAUGCCUCAUUUCCCCUGCACAGCUAAAGGUACGCAUCAUAAUGACAAGACUAGUGUUGCUAGGAACCCUCCUUUUUUUGUUUUUCAUUUGCAGAUUUGCAGAUUGUUCCUUUUCAUUAUCGUCAAAAAUAUAAAGAAUUGCAGUCAAGAUUCUCAGUUAAUCUUUUAGAAAGUAUAAAAAGGUGUUGCCUUGUUUGAAAAUUAAUUGCCUUGAUCAUCCUCCUGAAGCUUCUCUCUAUGCAUUUCAUUGUAUCUCGCCUCACGCCACAGACAGCUGCUCAGAUCAUAGUAGACUAUUUUUUUAUUGACUCAGUCAGUUUGGGACAAAGUGAUCAUCACGAGAUCUGGCUAAACAUUUUGGUGAUUUCUUUUUAUUCAGACAGUAGGUGGGAACUUCAGCCUCCACCCACCAGCUGACAUUACUAUGCAAUUAGCUCUUUGGACUUGUAAUCACCUCCUGAUGGCAAUGCUGAAGACUGUUCCAGUAUGAUGUGAACAGGUAUCUGCAGAUUGUUCAGACUGAGGCCGUGUCCACACUAUAGAGUCUAAAAGACAAGGCUUUAAUGUUUUAAGCUUGCUCAACUCGUCAAAUAUGGCAGCUCUGUCAGCCCUCACACUGAAAAAAAUUACUUUUGGUUACCUAGGAAUUCUAUUGUUGUUGCCGUGGCAACAAAUUAAGUAUGGAUAUUGUAUGAGUUUGACCAGUAUCAUAACAUCCCUGAAUGUAAGUUUGUGUAUAACUUCAGGUAUGAUAUUUUCAUAAUCAGGUAUGUUUAUUAAAUGUAAAACACAGGUGAGUUAAGAAGGUUUGUGAAGUACAGAAGCUCGAAAGUUAUGUUGGUUGGUCGCAUAAGUCGAUAAUGUACAUCAGCAACAAAAGUUUGUCAAUUUGGUUAAAUUACUUUUAUGUUAAACCUUUUUAAAACCCAAACAAUUAAAACGCUGAAAUGAAAUAUUAAAUCACAAUUAAUUAUUUAUGCUUUUAUUUUGUAUUUUUGUACUGCCUUAAGCUAAGGGUACUUUACUUCCUGUUUGGAUGCACACCUGAUUUAAUUUGAAAGGAAAUAAGGGCCUUUUGAUAGACCGAAGGUUACAACAUAAACUUUAUCACAGAAAAAGGUCCUCGUAACCGAUUGAAAAGUAAAACAGCUGAAAAGGACGGUAUAAAGGGAAAUGUUUGAUUUCUCAUUUGACUGCUUUAAUUUAAUUUUGAUAAAGAUUGUUUUUAGAUUGUGACAUUUUGAAGCAUAUGGCUGCUGACUGAGCUGCUGUACAUGAUGAGAGUGGGACCAUGUUGUUGUUUUUUCCUCUGUGUAUUCUUUCCAUCAACUUGAAUUCUUUUGCUGUUGUCAUGGCAAUAGCCAGUUUAUCGUACUACGAGUGUCUCUAAAUGUGACUCCAUGUUUUUAUUCUAACUGAGACCUGAACUGCCUCUCACCACAGUGCAUUAAACAAUGUUAACAAGACUCAUGUUGGUAAAUUAAAGUGAUGAAUUUAUAAAGAAGUGUUCAUGACCGACGACGCUAAUGUUACUUUUUGCUUUUUGCGAUCAUGAAGCAGCAGUUUCCCUUCAAGAGUCUCACUUCAAACUGUUGUCACAGAAAGAACAGGUUUUGUGUGCAAAUGUGUCAUCACUGGAAAACGGUGUCAAUAAAAAGUCAUAACUUAAUCAC
Messenger RNA from Labrus mixtus (cuckoo wrasse), 3138 nucleotides. It is a transcript of the gene cahz, whose product is annotated as carbonic anhydrase. NCBI's taxonomy places the organism in Eukaryota, Metazoa, Chordata, Actinopteri, Labriformes, Labridae. Gene Ontology annotation, molecular function: zinc ion binding; carbonate dehydratase activity. Gene Ontology annotation, biological process: carbon dioxide transport. Bases 323 to 1105 code for a protein of 260 amino acids. Gene Ontology annotation, cellular component: cytoplasm. The record is from RefSeq and is a predicted model, not a curated record. The transcript has 7 exons.